Molecule: messenger RNA, 998 nt
Organism: Parasteatoda tepidariorum (common house spider)
Lineage: Eukaryota; Metazoa; Arthropoda; Arachnida; Araneae; Theridiidae
Biological process (GO): phosphatidylethanolamine biosynthetic process; CDP-choline pathway
Cellular component (GO): cytoplasm
Molecular function (GO): choline kinase activity; ethanolamine kinase activity
Source: RefSeq, a predicted model, not a curated record
CAGUUCGAGCGAUAAGUUUCUUUCUUUCUUAGUUUAGCUAUUUUUCUGCAUGCCUUAACUCUUCUCGCUGUCACAAAAAUCAAAAUUCUCGCUAAAAGUAAGGUCUAAACUUCAUACUAUGGCUAUUAACGGGACAACAAUUAAUGGCAACGAUGCAGAACAAGAAGCUUUUAAAUUAUGUCAAGAAUUUCUGGGUUCCCCUUGGAAUAAUAUGGAUAUUUCUAAUUUUAGGCUUUCUGUAGUGAACGGCGGAUUAUCCAACAAGUUGUAUUGUUGUACGCUUGCAAAUCCUUCUCUUCCAAUGAGCCCAAAAGUACCUGAAAGAGUACUUUUGCGAAUUUAUGGUCCUUUACAAGAUGAAGAACAUCGAAAAGUUGUGGAAGCUGCAACGUUCGUAUUACUAGCUGAGAAAAAUCUAGGACCCAAAAUGUACGGAAUAUUUCCUACAGGAAGGCUAGAGGAAUAUAUACCAUCAAAAACUUUAAACCAAGAGGAGAUGAGGCUGAUGCUGACAAAGACAGCCAGAAUGUUGGCUAAAAUACACACUCUCGAUGUGCCGGUCAGAAAAGUACCAGAUCUAUGGGGUACUCAAAUCAAUAAGUGGCUUCAUGAUGUUGAGAAGGAUGCGAUAAAGAGAAAUAAAGGAAAAUUUUCAUUAUCACAGUUCUACAGAGAAGAAAUUCAAUGGUUAACAAAGGAAAUGGAAAACUCGAAUUCACCAACUGCUUAUUGCCACAAUGACCUUCUAGGAGGUAACAUACUCCUUCGGGAAGACUCCAAAAACAAAUUGGAUCCAGACAUCGUUUUCAUUGAUUUUGAGUUUGGAGGAUAUAACUACAGAGCUUAUGACAUUGCCAAUCAUUUUUCUGAAUGGAUAUACGAAUACCACACUCCCGAUCCCCCACAUUUUGUACUAGAUAUCAACAAGUAUCCCAGUAAAGAAGAAAGGGUUAGUAAGUGUACUGUACAAACUCUGGUGUAAAACCUAUCUGAAUUUU